AUGCUCACCUCAGGAGUCAGAACGCAUCUGCUGAACCAGCGUCACACGCCACCCCCGUGUCACCCUCUGCUGACGUCACACGCCACCCCCGUGUCACCCUCUGCUGACCCAAUUCCAGGGUGGCGGGACGGCCCACCUCGAUGCACCACCCAUCCACCCCCCAUUCUCCCUCCCACCAUUCCUCGAUCUCCUGCCAUUCCUCGAUCUCCCACCAUUCCUCGAUCUCCCACCAUUCCUCGAUCUCCCACCAUUCCCCGCCCUCCCAUGCAGCCUCAUGUGAUUGCCAUGGCACAUCCCCCCGCCGCCCUCCCCAGUCCUCCCAUCCCACCCUCCCCUUUCAUCCCCACCACCCUCCCCUAUCCUCCCCACCACCCUCCCCUAUCCUCCCCACCACCCUCCCCUAUCCUCCCCACCACCCUCCCCUAUCCUCCCCACCACCCUCCCCUAUCCUCCCCACCACCCUCCCCUAUCCUCCCCACCACCCUCCCCUAUCCUCCCCACCACCCUCCCCUAUCCUCCCCACCACCCUCCCCUUUCCUCCCCACCACCCUCCCCUAUCCUCCCCACCCCACCACCCUCCCCUAUCCUCCCCACCACCCUCCCCUAUCCUCCCCACCCCACCACCCUCCCCUAUCCUCCCCACCACCCUCCCCUAUCCUCCCCACCACCCUCCCCUAUCCUCCCCACCCCACCACCCUCCCCUAUCCUCCCCACCACCCUCCCCUAUCCUCCCCACCCCACCACCCUCCCCUAUCCUCCCCACCGCCUUCCCCAGUUCCCCCAACCCUCCGCCCCUCACUCACAGUGCAGGGAGGCCAAGCAGUCGUGGGUGAGACUCAAGCAGUCGUGGGUGGGACUCAAGCAGUCGUGGGUGGGACUCAAGCAGUCGUGGGUGUGACUCAAGCAGUCGUGGGUGGGACUCAAGCAGUCGUGGGUGGGACUCAAGCAGUCGUGGGUGGGACUGGUUCAAGCAGUACCAGCAAGCAAUCCACUCCACUCGUCGGGUGCCAUGCAUUCUACACACUGGCUGCAGCGUAUGGAAAGUAA
Molecule: messenger RNA, 1047 nt
Organism: Closterium sp. Naga37s-1
Lineage: Eukaryota; Viridiplantae; Streptophyta; Zygnematophyceae; Desmidiales; Closteriaceae
Source: the annotation of a GenBank genome assembly